Messenger RNA from Leishmania major strain Friedlin, 3195 nucleotides. RefSeq lists its product as hypothetical. Gene Ontology annotation, cellular component: cytoplasmic microtubule. Gene Ontology annotation, biological process: microtubule cytoskeleton organization. NCBI's taxonomy places the organism in Eukaryota, Euglenozoa, Kinetoplastea, Trypanosomatida, Trypanosomatidae. The transcript has a single exon. Bases 1 to 3195 code for a protein of 1064 amino acids. Gene Ontology annotation, molecular function: microtubule binding. The record is from RefSeq and is a predicted model, not a curated record.
AUGGCGCGCACAUCAAACGUGGCAUUGAAGGAUGAGGAGGUGCUGCGACGCGUGCAGCUGCUCGGCGACGCGAUCGCCGAGGAGCAGCGGCAAACCAAGGCUUCGGCCGGCCUGCGGCAGCCGUUGCGGGACUGGCACAUUCAGGCUCGGCUGCUGGAGGAGGUGACGUGCUUGCUCGCCGAUGACAUCUCCGGUCGUCGCGCCUUUGUGGGGUGGAUGUCCCUCCACAUGAGGAAUUGCUUGCUGCACGCGCUGCAGAGCCGGCGCGCACCAAUCGCAUUGGCAGCGGUGAACGCUGUGGGAGCGCUCGUGCAGCAUGGCGCCUGUCGCGCUGCUGUUGCAGUCGUGUGCUCUUGGUUUCUCGCCUGCCUUGUGCGACUCGCCGCGAGCUCCUCUGCAACGUCGGCGGUUUCCGCUGCGGCAAUGCGGGUGCUCCUCUCCAUGACACAGAAACGUGUGCUUACCAUUGAGGGUGUGAACAGCCUCUUGUGUGACUGCGGUGCUUCCAGCGCAGCCGUGCGCCGGCGCUCUGUCGAGGUUCUGCGCUCCUACCUGGAAGCAGCCAAGGGGACAUCGAUCCAGCUGUCUGUCAAAGCCUACGCUGAGGCGGUCCACCGCGUGAUCAGCGAUCGCAUGCGUGACGCUGACGCCGAGGUUCGGCGUGGGGCGCGGCGGUGCUUCUGGGCCCUGCACGUCUUGGAACCGGCGUCUACAGGGGCGCUGCUUCGCGUUCUGCCCGCGGGCCUGCAGCGUCAGCUGGCCGCUGAACGUGCGGAUGCGAUGCAGGAGCUCAAAGUAGUGGAGCUCUCGCCGGUACCGCCUACGUCGUCGUCGUCGUUGGCUCUGAGGCGUGGCAGCUCGAUGCACCGGAAUCCACACGCUUUGGACGCCGCGCACGCGUCCCGCACCGUCACGUUAAAGGACGAUCUGCAAAGCGCGGUGGCGCGCCGUGCGCGCGCGUUCACGCCGCGCCCCACGUCUCCAAGCAAGGCACGUCGGCAGCUGUUGCGGUCGGCCAAGGAGGCAGCCGCCCACCAGGAGAGGGGUACUAUUCUGCCGAAGCCGGACGUGUACGCAAGUGGAGCGGGAGCCUUGGCCACCAGUACUGGAUCUGCGCGCCUGUACGCUGCAUCGCGUCGUGCCGGUGGUGGCACGUCGUUGCUCACAUCGAUGGAAAGCACCGACUGGUCCGUCCGGCGUGCUGCCGUCCUUGAAGGGCAGAGGCUGUGCGAGAGUGACUCCUUGGCGAGCGAGGACAUCGCGCAGCUACUGGCAGGGCUGCUCAUUCGUGUUCAGGACAUUCAUUUUCGCGUUGUGGAGGCGGCACAGAGUUUUCUGCGCACGCUGAUGGUGCGGGCACCAGCGGCGACGCAGAACGAGUUUCAAAGCCUGCUGCCCUUCCUGGUGAGUGCUCUCGUUCGCAACACGAGUCACACUCGACCGGUUGUGCGCGCUGGUGCUUGUCAUUUGCUCGACCGCAUUACGCGCACGCAUGAACCCCCGCAGGGGGUGCUGAACGCGGUGCUACGCGCCGCGGACGACGUCGGCGGCGGCAGCGCCGCCAUGGAUCAGCGCUGCGCGGAGCUCCUCCACUACGUGAUCGUGGUACAUCCCUCUCUCUUCGCUGAGACGUCAUCGAUGGGUAUCGCUGUACGGGGCAUUCUCGCGCAUCUGCGCGUGCUGGAAAGCCGUCAACCAAAGGAAAGCCAUCGCGCUGGAGUGCGGGUGGCCCAGGUAAGCUGGUUUACGGCGCUCGGCGCAGCGCUGCUCGCGUGUCCCGAGUCCUUUCGACAGAUAGCGGAGCGGCUCGCGCCGUCGGAGCAGGAGGAAGUGCGUGCGGCACUCCGCGAGAGCUUUGGCUUGAUGGACACGGACUGGGAGGAGAAGCUUUCGGACGUCUGCGCAAUAGGGAAAGGGCGGCUGCGCUGCCUCUUUGCCGAGGAGCUGAAGGCCUGCACGAUGACGGAGCACGGUGUGACCGGCACUACCGAGCCGCUGUCCGGUGCAGCCGGCCGAAUGACCAAGGACGGUGGCGUGUCGGGCGUGGCGCCUCUGUGUAGUCGCGCGUUGCAGAAAGCCUCAAAGCUCCUGCGUGAGUUUCUCUCGGUCGACGAAGCCCGCCCUCUGUCAUCAGGAACCGUGCGAGAGCUGCCAGAAGACCCCGUGACCGGUGCCGCUUCUACGCCAGUGCUCGCACCUCUGCCUGAACUGGCGCAGCCGGCUACUGUAAGUUGUACGCCGUCGCCAGUGCUUGCUGGUGUCGAUGGGGGUGGUGAAAGCUGCGUUGCCCAUGCGACUGUUCCGCGGCGCGCCUGGCCCGGGGCACAGCGUGACAGGGACCCUGUUGCUCACUUUCUACGUCAGCGGCCGUGCUGCAGAGAUACCGAGGAGCAGCGCUGCGCCCUGCUGUCCUUGGCAGAGGCGCUACGCGCUGGCGGCGCCAGCGCUGAGAGGGAGAGGGGAGCGGACGUAUACUGCCCGAAUUGUGUACCAGAGGAGGUGGAGCGGCUUCUCCUGUACUGGGAGCGCGAGUUAUCCGGUGUGGAAGGGGCAACGCACCACAACGUGCGAUGGGCUGUGUUGACGGCGUUGCAGGCACUCCUACAGUGGCCUGGUGCCCGAUCGGCCGUGUCGCGGCAGCUCGCUCGCGUAUUGAGCAUCUGCCGCGCUGGCCUCGACGACCCUUUUUUGGAGGCACAGCUGCAGGCCGCGUGCUGCCUCGACACCCUCCUGACUGUUCGCAAGCCCCCAGCGGAUCUCUGCCUCAGCGCCAUCGCCAGUUGUGUAAUGCGAUGGUUGGAGGGUCCCAUGGGCGACGGCGCCACUUCAGGCUGGCUGGAUCUUGUACACACGAUUCUUCGAGUCGUCAAGCAAGCGCAGCCGACGCUAGCAGGGGCGAAGGGCACCAACAGGCUAGCCUGUGUAGUGCUGCCAGACGAGACAGGCUAUCAGCGUCAUCCCACCCUGACUGCUCCGGUACUCCAUCGCGUUGUAGCCGUUCUGAACCGAUGCCUCAACCACUGUCACGUUUCUGUACGGCUGUGUGCUGUGCUGGUGCUUGUGGGGAUUCGACGUGCAUUGGGGGAUGCCGUGACGCUACCGUUUCUGGCGCCGCUCUCUGCUGCUCACAUGCGCCUUGUUGAUGUCUACCUGGACAAGGUGAUGGAGGAGCGUCCAUGGCGCCUUCUGACUUGA